Ipomoea triloba (trilobed morning glory) is the source of this 756-nucleotide messenger RNA. Its product is annotated as heavy metal-associated isoprenylated plant protein 4. The record is from RefSeq and is a predicted model, not a curated record. Gene Ontology annotation, molecular function: metal ion binding. The transcript is spliced from 4 exons. NCBI's taxonomy places the organism in Eukaryota, Viridiplantae, Streptophyta, Magnoliopsida, Solanales, Convolvulaceae. Bases 1 to 756 code for a protein of 251 amino acids.
AUGGGGAAGGAGGAGAAGGAAGAAGUGAAGGGUGAGAAGAAAACAGAGGUAAUAACUGCAGUUUACAGAGUUCGUCUGCACUGUCCGCAAUGUGCACAUGACAUCCGGAAGCCUCUCUUGAGAACUCCAGGUGUUCACACUGUUGAUGUAAAAUUCGAGAAAGAUGAAGUCGAAGUGACAGGUGGCAUUGAUGCCAAGAUAAUCCACCAACGUUUAGAAAAAUGGAGUAAGAAAAAAGUGGAGAUAGUGUCACAUGCAAAGAAUAAGGAAGUUGAGAAAGAAAUAGAAGUAAAAAAGGAGUCAAUAAAGACGACCACAUUAAAGGUUUACAUGCAUUGCAACAAGUGUGAGCGUGACCUUAAGAGGAGAUUACUCUCCCACAAAGGAAUUCACAAUGUGAAAACAGACUUCAAGUCGCAAACUAUAACAGUGGAGACGGUGGCUGAGUCUGAGAAGAUCGCAUCAUACGUACGCAAAGCUUUGGGCAAACACGUAGAGAUCGUAACUGCAAAGAAGGAAGAGGAAAAGAAAGAAAAGAUUAUAGUUAAGGAAAAGAAAGAAGAGGUUAUGGUUGAGGAAAAGAAAGAAAAGGUUGUCGUUGAGACAAAAUCUGGUGAAAAAUUUGAGGAGUUUAAAGAAGUAAAUAAAGUGGAGGUGAAAGUGAAGGAGGGUGGAGGUGCUCCAUAUUUUAUUCAUUAUGUAUAUGCUCCUCAAUGGUUUAGUGAUGAGAAUCCUAAUGCUUGCCUUAUAAUGUAG